AUGGCGGACGACGUGGACCAGCAACAAACUACCAAUACCGUGGAGGAGCCCUUGGACCUUAUCAGGCUCAGCCUAGAUGAGAGAAUUUAUGUGAAAAUGAGAAAUGACAGAGAGCUCCGAGGCAGAUUACAUGCAUAUGAUCAACAUUUAAAUAUGAUUUUGGGAGAUGUGGAAGAAACUGUGACCACUAUAGAAAUCGAUGAAGAGACCUACGAGGAGAUCUACAAAUCAACGAAACGGAACAUCCCGAUGCUGUUCGUCCGGGGAGACGGCGUGGUCCUCAUCGCACCCCCGCUGAGAGUCGGCUGAGAGGGGCCGUCGGAGACCCUCCGAAGAAAAGCUGGUGUCCAUUUUGGUACUAAGAAACCACCAAGG
Sorex araneus (European shrew) is the source of this 375-nucleotide messenger RNA. RefSeq names its product U6 snRNA-associated Sm-like protein LSm3. Bases 1 to 309 code for a protein of 102 amino acids. The transcript has a single exon. Gene Ontology annotation, molecular function: RNA binding. NCBI's taxonomy places the organism in Eukaryota, Metazoa, Chordata, Mammalia, Eulipotyphla, Soricidae. Gene Ontology annotation, biological process: mRNA splicing, via spliceosome; P-body assembly. Gene Ontology annotation, cellular component: precatalytic spliceosome; catalytic step 2 spliceosome; U6 snRNP. The record is from RefSeq and is a predicted model, not a curated record.